Molecule: messenger RNA, 2460 nt
Organism: Phlebotomus papatasi
Lineage: Eukaryota; Metazoa; Arthropoda; Insecta; Diptera; Psychodidae
Gene: Grip84
Product: gamma-tubulin complex component 2 homolog
Exons: 4
Coding region: 110-2350 (746 amino acids)
Biological process (GO): meiotic cell cycle; microtubule nucleation; spindle assembly
Cellular component (GO): equatorial microtubule organizing center; spindle pole; gamma-tubulin small complex
Molecular function (GO): microtubule minus-end binding; gamma-tubulin binding
Source: RefSeq, a predicted model, not a curated record
UCGGCGCGCCUUUUUUGUGAACUGUCAAAAGUUUUGUGUUUUUCUUUAUUUGUAGUAAACAAAUUUAUCUGCAUUUUCUAGUUAAAAAAUCGUGAAAAUCGUGUGAAAUAUGUCUAAGCGACUAGUGAAUAUCUCGUCUCAGUUGUGCUCUACGAAAAUCACCGAUGCAGAAGACAUUAGUGAAGUGAGAGAGAGAAUUGUGGCUCAUGUUAGUCGCAGGUCAGCUUCGGGGACUUCUGUGCACUCUCCGGAAGGUCUGAGGAAGAGUACUGGGAUACAGAAGCGUCCGUAUGCCCAGAGAAACUUCAUCAAUGGUGAUCCACUAGCUGGAGCUGCCCAUUUGAAUGCUGCAGCCAUUCCCUUCAGCUCGCAGGAAAGUAUAAUCCUCAGUGAACUUCUGUACUGUUUAAUUGGGAUCCGGGGAACGUACAUUGUGCCAGAGUUUCAGGGAGACACUGUGAUUGGGUUUAAGGUGUCUGAUCAGAUCCAUGAGACCCUCAGGGAUAUUAUAAAGGAGAUCUUGCCAUUGGCUCUGCAUUACUCGCAGAUUCAGAAAUUUGUCCAGCAGACAGAUGAAAUGGAGAGUGGUCCAGUGCUUCAGGCACUCUCUGGAGCAGUUAGUGAAUUGCUCCAUGAUUACUAUUUGUCUGUGGUACAAUUGGAAUCUGAUCUGCAGAAGGAGAAUCUCACACUGCACAAAGUUCUCUUCUUCACGAGGCCAACAAUGGCUUCGAUGGAAGUCAUUGCUGAUGCCCUCAAGACCAUCUCCAGGGCUAAUAUUCGGGGCGGCGAGGUGUUGACACUCCUCGAUGAUCGAAUUGCGAAUCUCACGGGAGAUGCAGCCGCCCGGAAGACGUUUAUUGAGCUCACUCAGAAAGCUGCAGUGCCAUAUAUGGAAGCUCUCCAGACUUGGAUUUACAAGGGUGUGGUGUCUGAUCCCCACUGUGAAUUCCUCAUUGAAGACACCGAAGUGUACCCCAAAGGUCUCCAGGAUGACUACACACUGAAUUACUGGGAGGUUCGGUAUGUCGUUAGUCGUGAGAGGAUUCCCAGAUUUCUCGAGAAUCUCUCAGAUAUCAUCCUCCGGACGGGGAAGUACCUCAAUGUCAUCAGGCAGUGUGGGAAAAAUAUCACACCACCGCGAUCUGAGCCCCUUGUUUAUUCCCAUUCCAAUCAGAAUCACAUUGUCCUGAUAAAUGAUGCCUACAACUUUGCUUCCCGGACACUCCUGGAUGUCCUGAUGAAGGAGAAUGAUCUCAUGGGUCAUCUUCAGUCACUGAAGAGGUACUUCCUGCUGCAGCAGGGAGACUUCAUAUUGCAGUUCAUGGAUGCCUGUGAGCAGGAGCUGUCCAAGAAAAUUCAUGCAGUUCAGCCUGUUAAGCUUGAAAAUCUCCUUGGACUGACACUUCGGCUCUCGUCAGCCAGAAAUGAUCCGUACAAGGAAGAUUUGACCAUGACACUCCUCACAGUGGACCUUUUCACCCAAAUGUCCCGGCUGACCAACAAUGACUACAGCGAAUUUGAGGAUUCGCAGGAAAAUCACGAUUUGACUGGACUGGAAAGUUUCGCGUUUCAGUACAGCGUCAAGUGGCCAGUUUCACUCAUUCUCAAUCCCCUCAUCAUCUGCAAGUACCAAAUGCUCUUCCGGCAGCUAUUCUACUGCAAACACGUCGAGAGGCAGCUGUGCAAGAUGUGGAAAUCCAACAACAAUGCGAAGAAAUUUGCCCCAGAGACUGCAGAGCUGUACAGAUCGGUCUUUAUAUUGCGCCAGAGGAUGAUGAAUGCCAUCCAGAACAUUAGUUACUACAUGAUGGUGGAGGUGAUUGAGCCAAAUUGGCAUGUUCUGCACCAGAAUAUGUCAACUGUGGAGAAUGUUGAUGAUGUCCUGAGGGUUCAUCAGAAUUUCUUGGAUGUCUGCCUCAAGAAUUGUAUGCUAAUCAAUUCGGAUUUGCUGAAAUCCAUCACAAAAUUGAUGAAAAUCUGCACGCACUUCUGUGAUUUUAUACAGAAAGCCCAGAGAUAUUCCAUUGAUGCUGAGCUGACGUCAAUGUUGAAGAGUUGUGGGUGGAAUGAUCUAUCCGAUUCGGAGUAUGAUAUGUCAGCCAGUCAACCUAAUCAGGCUGAAUCAGCGAUGGAUCCGUCAGAAACUUUCUCUGAGACUGUAAAGAGGUUUGAUCUGGAGUUUACUGGAGUGCUGAUUGGACUUCUGAAGCAUAUCAAUGAUGUGGCGAAUGACAAUGCAGCUGAUAAUCUGAUAAAUCUCCUCCACCGAAUUAAUUUCAAUAAUUUCUACAGCGAUCAGUUGAACUUCCUCUGCACUAAAGAUCCCACCGGUACGAGUCCGAAGUGAGCAGAAUGGCGCCAGGUAUCAUCAGCACUCUUCCCAGUCAUCAUUUUUUUUUUUAAUAUACAUUUGUUGAUUUUUUCAUGAUUUUUGAAAUUAAACGCGAUCUCCUAAAA